GUCUGAUCACCAAUUCAGGAGUGGUGCUUCAGUCAUUUUAAUGAAGUUCUCUGACACAGCUGGCUAUUCUAGUCCCAGAAGAAAAGAGAAGAGACGUUCUGAAGAUCUGGAUGAGACGAUAAAAGUUUGGGGCACAUUAAAAAGAAGCAGUGAAAACCUCAACAAAACCUCAGAUAAUUCAAACAAGCUUCUUGGCUUUGUGGAGUCUUUUUCAGUUGCUCAGAACUUGAAUUUUUACUUCAGAGGAUGAUGGGACAAGGCAGUAGUGGGAGAGGAGGGUUAUGUUGGAUUCCUGCUUAUCUGCCUGCGUCUCCUUCCAGUUGGAAAAAUCUUCAGUCCACAAAAAGCAUUAUUAACAAGACUGAAGAAUACAUCUCACCUGAUCCUGGAUGCUGUUGGCAUUGAGGAUUACAUCCAGUGCACCAGGACCUUAUGGAGGCAGUUCAAGAAAAAUAGAGAGAAGCAAUACUGUUUGCAUUAGUCCUGUGCUGUGUCACAUUUUGGGGAUUGUUUGGAACAAGUGAGGGAUGGCUCUGUCAUUUGGAUCUAAGAGGAUAUUUCGAGUACCUUGAACUACAUAUAUGAUGUUUGGAAGACAGUAAACUCAAAGACUUUCCACAUAAAUUCACUAAAUUUUGCAUUCUCUUUCUUUUGAGAAUUCAGCAGACAGAAAUUGCCUGCCAAAAAGAUAUAAGACUUUCUCUGCGUUUUUGGGUUAAAUGUGAACAAUAAUGUCUUGGAAGAGAAAUUAUUUUUCAGGGGGCCGUGGUAGUGUCCAAGGGAUGUUUGCACCUCGGAGCUCAACCUCCAUAGCCCCCAGCAAAGGCCUCAGCAAUGAGCCAGGACAAAACAGCUGUUUCCUCAACAGUGCCCUGCAGGUUUUGUGGCACUUAGACAUCUUCCGACGUAGCUUUAGGCAGCUUACAACUCAUAAGUGCAUGGGAGAUUCCUGCAUCUUUUGUGCUCUCAAAGGAAUCUUUAACCAGUUUCAAUGUAGUAGUGAAAAAGUGCUUCCAUCUGACACUCUCCGCAGUGCUCUGGCAAAGACUUUCCAGGAUGAACAACGUUUCCAGCUGGGAAUUAUGGAUGAUGCUGCGGAGUGCUUUGAAAACCUCCUGAUGAGAAUUCACUUCCACAUUGCUGAUGAAACCAAAGAGGAUAUAUGUACUGCCCAACACUGCAUUUCCCACCAGAAAUUUGCAAUGACAUUGUUCGAGCAGUGUGUAUGUACUAGCUGUGGCGCCACAUCUGAUCCACUGCCUUUCAUCCAGAUGGUACAUUAUAUCUCUACUACUUCCCUUUGCAAUCAGGCUAUUUGUAUGCUGGAAAGAAGAGAAAAACCUUCACCAAGUAUGUUUGGUGAGCUGCUACAGAAUGCCAGUACCAUGGGGGAUUUGCGGAACUGCCCGAGCAACUGUGGAGAGAGGAUCCGAAUUCGCCGAGUAUUGAUGAAUGCUCCACAGAUUAUCACAAUUGGGCUGGUAUGGGACUCGGACCACUCAGACUUGGCAGAGGAUGUUAUCCACAGCCUGGGUACUUGCCUGAAGCUUGGUGAUCUGUUUUUCAGAGUGACAGAUGACCGGGCCAAGCAAUCUGAAUUGUACUUAGUUGGAAUGAUCUGUUACUAUGGCAAACAUUAUUCUACAUUCUUUUUUCAAACAAAGAUCCGCAAAUGGAUGUAUUUUGAUGAUGCUCAUGUCAAGGAGAUUGGGCCCAAAUGGAAGGAUGUGGUGACCAAAUGCAUCAAGGGGCAUUAUCAGCCCUUGCUACUGCUUUAUGCAGAUCCCCAGGGUACCCCAGUGUCCACCCAGGAUCUGUUUCCCCAAGCUGAGUUCCAGUCAUACAGCAGGAUGUGCUAUGACAGUGAAGAUUCAGGGAGGGAGCCCUCCAUCUCAAGUGACACUCGAACAGAUUCUUCAACAGAGAGCUAUCCCUACAAACACUCUCACCAUGAGUCUGUGGUCAGUCACUUCUCUUCUGAUUCUCAGGGGACAGUCAUCUAUAAUGUGGAGAAUGAUUCCAUGUCUCAGAGCAGUCGGGACACAGGACACCUGACUGAUAGUGAAUGUAAUCAGAAACACACAUCCAAGAAAGGGUCACUGAUAGAGCGCAAGAGGAGCUCUGGCCGGGUUAGGAGGAAAGGCGAUGAGCCACAGGCCUCAGGGUACCACAGUGAAGGAGAAACACUGAAAGAGAAGCAGGCUCCUAGGAAUUCCUCCAAACCAUCCAGCAGCACCAAUAGGCUAAGGGAUUUUAAAGAGACGGUCAGCAAUAUGAUCCAUAACAGACCAUCCCUUGCUUCUCAGACCAAUGUAGCUUCUCCCUUUGGGGGGAGGGGAGGAGGCCAGCAUGACAAAAAACCUCCUAGGAACCUGCCUUUACACUCUCGUGACUGGGAAAUAGAGAGUACCAGCAGUGAAUCAAAAUCCAGUUCUUCCAGCAAGUAUCGUCCAACAUGGAGACCCAAACGGGAAUCUCUGAAUAUUGACAGUAUCUUUAGUAAGGACAAAAGGAAGCAUUGUGGAUAUACCCAGCUUAGCCCCUUUUCUGAGGAUUCAGCUAAAGAAUUUAUACCAGAUGAACUAAGCAAGCCACCUGCUUAUGACAUUAAAAGUAGUGGACCAAGCCCCCAGUACAAGCCCUGGGGCCCAGCACGGUCAGGCUCUCACCUUUUAGAGCAGCACCCUCGUUUAAUACAGCGAAUGGAAUCUGGCUAUGAGAGCAGUGAGAGGAACAGCAGCAGCCCUGUCAGCCUGGAUGCAGCCUUGCCCGAGAGCUCGAAUGUCUGCAGGGAUCCAAGUGCUAAGAGAUCAGCUGGAUUCGUCCCUUCUUGGCGACAUAUCCAAAGUUCACAGCAUCUUGCUUGUAUUCCAGGUGGAGAAUUAUCUUCUAAAAGUGAACUGGAUGAAUUACAGGAAGAGGUGGCCAGGAGGGCCCAGGAACAGGAACUUCGAAGGAAACGGGAAAAGGAAUUAGAGGCAGCUAAAGGGUUUAACCCUCAUCCCAGCCGCUUCAUGGACUUGGAUGAACUGCAGAAUCAGGGGAGGAGUGACGACUUUGAGAGAUCCCUGCAAGAGGCAGAUUCAGUGUUUGAAGAGUCAUUGCAUCUGGAACAGAAGGGAGACUGUGCUGCAGCUUUGGCUCUCUGUAACGAAGCUAUCUCUAAACUAAGACUUGCCCUGCAUGGUGCCAGCUCUAGCACACACAGCAGAGCCCUAGUCGAUAAGAAGUUGCAAAUCAGUAUUCGAAAAGCACGGAGCCUGCAGGAUCGCAUGCAGCAACAGCAAUCAUCACAGCAGCCGAUGCAACCCUCAGCCUGCCUCCCAUCACAGGGGGGGAGCCUCCCUCAGCCGACAAGUGAACAGCCUAUCCCGCUCCAAGUAUUGUUAAGCCAGGAGGCCCAGCUGGAAUCCUGCACAGAUAGAGAGUUUGGAGCCAGUUCUUUGUUCCACUCACCUGCUUCCUGCCAUGAGUCACACUCAUCCCUCUUCCCAGAGUCAUCUGCCCCACAGCAAAAUUCCCCCAGUAGAUCUGCCUCACAGCUUCUGACUUCGGUUGAGGUGGACAACACUGACCCCUCUGCAUUCCAUAGGCAGGGUUUACCUAAAACACCAUGCAGGACUGAGAAGAAUUCUCACCAUGGUUGGGAGCCAUUGGAUGUCCCAGAGGGUAAAUUGCAAGGCUAUAGGGGUGACAAUAGCAGCUGCUGUAAAUUUCCUCCACGAGAAAGAAGAGGCAUUACUCAAGAACAACUGUUCCAAGAAAAGAGGGAUCCCACUGACCCAUCUCUGGUGAUGCCUUGGUCAUGCCCAACUGGAAUAGCCACCUCUGAGAGAGGAGAUGAACACAUCCUAGGCUGUAGUCCUUCAAAUUCAUCAGCUCAGCCCAGCCUUCCCCUGUACAGAGCCUGCCAUCCCAUCAUGCCUGCUACUGCUUCAUCUGAGCGUCACUCUUCUGAUCCUGUGCAGAAAACUAACCACUGCCUCCAAGCCCAAAGCCUCAAAACUUCAUUGACUUCAAAAGUGGAUGGAGGCAGCGAGGAACCUUAUAGGCCAGAAUUUCCCAGCACAAAGGGGCUUGUUCGCUCUCUGGCAGAGCAAUUCCAGAGGAUGCAAGGUGCCUCCACGAAUGAUGGUACAGGUUCUAAGGACAAAAGUUUGUCAGAUAGUUUAAGGAAGAACUCUUCCCUUUCUGACUAUAAGCCUCCUUUCUCACAGGGUCAAGGGAAAGGCCAGUGGUCUUGGGCAAGACAGCAACCCCCUCUGGAUGGUAGAGACAGACUGCCUUCCUGGGAAGAGCCUGCUGAACAUCCUUCGUUUGCCAUAAACUCUGGGCUACCUAAUGGUGAAACUUCUAGAGGAGGAGAGUCCAGUUUGGCAGAGCCAAGUAUAUACCAAGGGAAGCUGUCCCAAGUGAGAGAUGCUAGGCCUAAGGAGCUGGGUAGCAGUAUGGACUUGGGGGCUUCCUUGCCUUUGGAUUCCUGGGUGAAUGUCACAAGGCUCUGUGAUUUUCAGCUUAAACAUGGGGCCCCUGGGCCAGGAAUGAAGUCCUCUCCCCAUGAUUCCCAUACCUGUGCAGUAUAUCCAGAGAGAAAUCACAUCCUUUUGCAUCCACAUUGGAACCAAGACACAGAGCAAGAGACCUCAGAAUUGGAGUCUCUCUACCAGGCCAGUCUUCAGGCUUCUCAAGCUUGCUCUUCUGAAUGGGGGCAGCAGGAUGUGGCUUGGCACCCACUUAGCCAAACAGGUUCUGCAGAUGGCAUGGGGAGGAGGUUGCAUUCAGCCCCUGGUCUUGGUCUCUCAAAGACCCCAACAGCAGAAAUGGAGCACAGUCUCCAUGAAGCUAGCACAGUGCCUGCUUCUCAGGGUGCACUUUGCCGAGGCCUCAGCAGGGAGUAUGGGGAGGAUGAACAGUACAGUGCAGAGAACUUUCGCCGCAUCUCACGCAGUCUCAGUGGCACCGUUGUCACAGAGAGGGAGGAGGCUCCAGUUUCUUCCCACAGUUUUGAUUCAUCAAACGUGAGGAAAAAGCAUUUGGAAACCGGGCACCGUUGUUCCAGCUCCUCUUCCCUCCCUGUCAUCCAUGACCCUCCUGUGUUUCUCCUUGGUCCCCAACUCUACCCUCCCCAACCACAGUUCCUGUCCCCAGAUGUCCUGAUGCCCAGCAUGGCAGGGGAGCCCCAUAGACCCCCAGGAACUUCGAGGAGCGUCCAGCAGUUUCUGGCUAUGUGUGACAGGGGUGAAACUUCCCAAGGGGUCAAGUACACAGGAAGGACGUUGAACUACCAGAGUCUCCCCCAUUGUUCCAGAACAGAUGCCUCCUGGGGACCCCGGUCAGAGACCAACCAGCACAGUGGGGCCAGAUUCCUGACUACUCCAGGGUGCAAUCCUCAGCUAAGCCACACUGCCACACUACCAGAAAGAAGCCAGGGCCUUCGGGUUCCUCAUGCUCAGUCCUGGGGCGAUCUUUUCCACUUACCUUCCCACCUUCGCAUUGUUCACCCUUUGUCUUCACCAUCCAGCAGUCUUCACGUGCCCCUGAGGUCAGCUUGGAAUUCAGGUCCUAGUCCAGGGCCCCGAACUUCUGGUCCUCGAAGAGUAGAUAUGCCCCCGGAUGAUGACUGGAGGCAAAGCAUUUAUGCCUCCCAAUCUGGACACAGGAGGACACGGGGAGAGGGGUUUCUGUAUGUUUUAGCAGAUGCCCCUGGGAAAGAACAGAUCAGGGCUCGAGCCCUGCAGCACAGCUGGUGGUAAGGGUCACUCCUUUCCUUUCCUGGAGCCACACCUUUCUCUAAAAAACUGUGCCUGUGGCAGAGUUGGUACCCUGCAUCCCUGCCAUGGUUGUACUAUUCUCAUCUCAACAUAGAAUUGGCAGUUUCUCCUAGGGCUGCUAGGAACCUCUAAAGAUACCUGGCUCCUUGUGAGGGGAUAUUUGAAAUUCCAACUUCCAUUCCCCUAGCAAAAAGAAGCAGCUGCUGUUUAAGGACUUUAUUUGAGCCACUUUAAAGAUGUAUUCAUGAUAUUACUCUGGACACUAGCCAUUCUUUAGGAUCUUAAGAUCACUAUUUCACUAUUUUAUUCCUGGAUGCUUUUUGCCCCCACCUCCACCUGAGCCCUCAUCCUCUGUUCCCUACUAUAUUCCCAACUUCUACUCCUAUUUUAUCCACUUAUCCCUAUUACCUGACCCUCUAUCUUCCCCAUCUCCCAUCCCUGGAGGGACAUGUAGCCCCGUGGUCACUGUUCUGACCACAUCAUUCAGAACAGCCCACCCACCUGCCCAGGUAUUAUGGCCUGUCAGCCUUCCCUGUGCCCUCAAACCUUAGGCCUAGAAUGUGGAGCUGCCAACAUAACAUUUGCCCUUCUGAACAGAUGGAGUCAGGCAUACUAACAUACCCUCCUAUCUUUAGCAGCAGAGCCAUUACUGCCACUUGCUCAUUCGCCAUUGUAAACCCUCAGAUUCAGCUGAACUAUUUUAGGGCCAAACAUACUGUUUUGUAAAGUAUUUUUCAUUAAUAAAUCUUUAAGAUAGUUCUAUUUAA
Molecule: messenger RNA, 6538 nt
Organism: Microcebus murinus (gray mouse lemur)
Lineage: Eukaryota; Metazoa; Chordata; Mammalia; Primates; Cheirogaleidae
Source: RefSeq, a predicted model, not a curated record